Morus notabilis is the source of this 4517-nucleotide messenger RNA. RefSeq lists its product as uncharacterized. The coding region runs from base 1 to 4263 and encodes 1420 amino acids. The record is from RefSeq and is a predicted model, not a curated record. The transcript is spliced from 8 exons. Lineage: Eukaryota; Viridiplantae; Streptophyta; Magnoliopsida; Rosales; Moraceae.
AUGGCGGCGGAUGUGCAAGUGAAGGCCGAGUCUGCUUGGAAGAUAAAGUACUCCAAGUUAGAGGAGAAACGGAAUGCUCUCCGGCAAGCCGUGAAGCUCCUUGAACUGCAGAUUGAUAAGAUCCAAGCCCAGAGUAAGAAAGUGUGUGAGAAAGAGCGGGCGAGGGCGGAUUUUGAGAAAGAGGGGAAAGCGAAAGAAUCUGCUGCUAGAGUAGCUCUUGAGAAUGAAGUAGCUGUAUUGAAGUCUCAGAUCCUUUCUCUUGAGCACAAAGGAGGUACAAAUGUUCAAGAGAGUAAUGGUGACGUGAAGGUUCUUCAAGCUCGUGUCUCGGAAUUGGAAAAGGAAAUGAACCAUUUAGAGGAGGUUGUUCAAAAAGAAAGAAAAAGGGCAGACUUUGAAAAGAAAAAUGUUCAAUUGGAGAAGAAAAUUGCUGCGGAAGCUCAAAAAGCUGUGGAAGAUGAAAGAAUUAAGGCAGAAAAAGAAAGGAAUGUUGCCAAUUUGGAAAAAGAUAGGGCUGGGAAGUAUAGGCUUCAGAUGGAGGUACUGAGGAAGGAAGCUGAUGAAACUAAAUCGAAGUUAGCUUCCAGGACGAUGAAACUCGAAGAGGCAAACAAAAAGCUUGAAGCAGAAAAACAGAAGGUGGUCAAGGAGAAAAAACGGGCAGAUUCGGAGAAGGCGAAAGCAGAGGAGCAAAGAAAGCUUGCAGAAGCUAAUAUGAAAAAGGUUGUGGAAGGGAGAAUUCAUGCUCAAAGUUUGUCUCGGCAAUUAGAAGAGAAUAAAACAAGAAUUGAAGAAGUGUGUGAAUCGAAGUUAGUCUUGGAGCUUUCAGCGAAACUUGAGGAAGCAAACAGAAGGUUUCAGUUGGAAAAAGAGAAGGCAUCUAGGGAGAAAGAACGAGCGGAUGCAGAGAUGUUAAAAGUGCUAAAACAGAACGAGGUUGCAGAAGUGAAUCGGAAGAAGUCCCUGGAAGAAAAGUCUCGUGCUGAUCAGUUAUCUAGGCAGUUAGAAGAAUACGAGCAGAAGACUAGUGAAUUGGAAAAACAGAUACAAGAGCUUUUGUCCAAUAGAAAUUCGGUCAAGGCAUCUGCAGGCUCAAUAAGUGAAAGUACUGAAUCAAAAUUUUUGAAGAAACAACUUAAGCUUGAGAAAAUGAAGAAAAAACAUGCUAAACAAGUAGCAGAUCUGGAAAGAAGUCGAAACAGUAUCCUGCAACAAGAAGUAGGUCGCUUAAAGCUGGAGUUUGAUCAGUUCUCAUGUCGUCUGGACAUGCUACAUAAAUCUUUCUCACCAAGGACAGAAGGUACUGAGGGCCUAGGGAAGAUGGGACGCAAUAUGCCAAGGGCAGAUAUGAAAAAACUAUGCAGCUCAGAACCUUUUCGGAUGCAACUACAAAGUCUUAAUGGGCUAUUGAAGCCCAGCUGCCAAGCCUUGGAUUUCUCUGGUACUUUCAGGGAAACCUUACAACACACUGGACACUUGUGUCCUGUGCCUGGAGGAAAUUGUAUUGAACCUAUUACAGGUAUUGAUUCUAAAUUGGAGUCUCUGCUUGGAGGCUCUCCCAGAACAAUCUUAAAGAGUUCUGCAAUAAAUUCCAGUACGACAUCUUUAUCUGAUGGACAAUUGGUCGGCUCACAGGAUAAGGGUGCCUUUUCUGUUGCAACAUCGGUGAAAUUGGCCGAAGAGUAUGCACAACCAACACUUACUGACUUGUCUGACGAAGUUACCAGAAUGAGGUCCAGUGAAAAUCUGGCUGUUGUGGCUGAAAACAGUGUGAGGAGUCCUCUUAGCAAUGGUGAUGUUGGAAAAGGUACCAUGCAUAGCAGGAAGAGAAAGAGGAUGGUUGAUACUGUUGAAACCAUUGAGGACUUAUACUUUGAGGAUAAGAAGUUGCAUCUACAGAUAGAAGAAAAGCUUGCUGAUUUGCAUGGUAUGCUCAAUAAGCAAAUAGACAAGCCCUUAAGGGGAGGAAAAUUCCUACUUCCUAGUUCCCAUGGAACUUCAUAUUCUAAGCAUGAUAAGCUUCAAAAGAAGAGGAAGUCAUCUUUUCAGGAGAAAGUAGUAAGGCAGCAUGCUACUGACAGUAAUGAGCAAAACAGGAGAGAUGAAGUUGAACCUGAAGGCCAUGAAAAUGCAAAUUGCCGCAGACAAGCCUCUGUAACGGGCAAUGAUCACACAUGGACUUCUGGAGAAAUCGGGGAAGGCAUAAGAAAUUCAAAUACAAGUGACGUUGAUAUUAUGGCAGGUUUUGACAACCUAGCUGAUGUUGAUUUCAUGAAUCUGCUAAACUUGGAUAAUCCUGCUGAUGAGGAAUAUUAUAGGUUAGCAAUGGAGAUGCCACUAUCCCCUUUGCUUCCUGAGAUUGAGAUUGAAGAUACUGAAAGAUUUAAUGUGGAGAAAACGAUUCCGCUAGUUAAGGAAACCUUGUGGGGAGGAUUGUCAAAUAAAGAAGAAAAAGUGUUUCCAUCAGGCAGAUUUAAUGUAAUUGAAACGGGUAUAUGUUUCAAUAAAUCAAUGUCUGAUAGCUGUGCUACCUUCACUAAUUCAUUAGUCCACAAAAAUGAAAACCACGUUAAUUCUUCAUACACAGUAGGGAAUGAUUUGCAUACUGGUAAAGUGGUAAAUGCCUCUGGUUGCCUGAUUGGUGAAUCUGGUGUAGAGGUGGGAAGGUCUAAUGAAACUAUUUCAGGAGAUGAGAAGGUUCAAUGUCCAUUUGAAGGUGAACUUGGAUCUGUAGGCAACAACAUUCUUGAACAGGGUGUUGUUUUCUCAAAUAUUUUAGAUAGAAGCAGCAUUUCUAGGAUAUAUCAUGCUAUCAGAACUUGUAAGACGUGUUGCUCGCUGGCUACUCAAGCGAGAUGGAUGAUGCGUGAUAUUCUGCUAGCCCUUAAAAUGGAAGAAAAACUUUCAACCAAGGAGAAGGUUUGCGCUCUCUUCUCGCUGUUGAUGGUAAAUUUUCCUGUGGCUGCUUUGAGUGAAUUUGGGAACUACAUAAAUUGGGUAUCUAUCCCCUGCUUGGAUUCUUUUGCUGGGCAUGUACAGUUAGUGAUGUCUGAUGUGGAGAUAAGAAGCUUUUUUGCUGAGGUAGGCUAUUUGGAUGAACUGUUGAGUCUAAUUGAGAAUUUCCUCAUGGAUGGAUGUGUUAAGUUUUCCAAUGAUGUUCCAUUUGGAUCAUGGGUUGAGAGUGAUUCAAGGGUUAACAUCCCUUUAGAUGGCUCAAAGAUAACAUUUUCUUCGGAACCAGCUUCUGCAGAACAGUUGGUAGCAGGGAGCAUCAUAUUGGCAUCAAUUUGUGUAACACUGGGCCAAAUUGGUUUUAUUUGUGAAGCAUCAUACAACAUUUUACGGGCUAGCAAAUUUGGAAAUUCAUUGAAGCUGGCUAUUCUUCAUAUGUUUGCUUAUUUGGGUGGUGACAAGUUUCUUAAAUUCAGUGAUUACAGUUUGUUGAUGACUACAUCGAAAUCUCUAGUUAGGAAUCUUGAGGAACUAAGUUUAUUAGGUGCUUCUGUUUCUUCUAUUCCACCUGUGAACGAUCCUCAAACUGCAUUCUGUCCAUGUAUCAAAUGCCCCUUCUUGGAGGAAGGUGUGUCUGUGGAUAGCACGACUUCUUUGCUUCUAGAAAAGAUUAAGAAUGCUAUAUUGGAAGCCAUGCAUCAGCCUGCAGUAGAUCCUGUUUAUCGUCCUCAUGAAAUGGAUAGUGAUGGGACCUGUUGCUUAAACAAGUACGGUAUCUCUGGAAAUCAAUCAGAUCCCCAGACGAAUGUGACUUUAUCUAGCCUCAGUGAUCUUCUAGCAUUGGUCGAGCUGGUUGCAUGGCACAUGGGCUGGGAGUGGACUUGUGUCAAAAUUGUUCCGCAGCUGUUAAAAUUGUUGGAAUCAUGUGUCUUUGAGAACUCAAUUGCGGGAAUUGUUAUUCUUCUCGGUCAACUUGGGAGGCUUGGAGUUGAGGCUUUUGGAUAUGAAGAUAGACAAGUUGAACAGCUAAGAUGUGAUUUGUCUUCAUUUUUUCGUCUCUCAAUUACCAAGAAAGCAGGCCUACCUAUUCAACUUGCAAUUGUUACUGCAUUGCUAGGCCUUCUCUCAGUUGAUUUUGAGACAAUAAUCCAGACCAGUGAAAAGCUUCCGGCCAUUGUAAGUGAAUCUGUUGCAGCUGAUUUGUUAAGGAAAUGGUUUUCUUCACUGAACAAGAAGCAAAAGGGCUUGUCCUUCAACGUUUUACAAACUGGCGGUGUAAAUAAGAAGCGAGAUGCUUUCAUGAUGUUGUAAAACUGAAUGUGCUAAAACUGGCGCUUUUCUUUAAGUUUAAGGUGCCCCAUGCUGAUUAUUUGAGUUAAUGUUAGGAAAUUUUGGUACCAUUUUCACCUUUCGGUAGCUCCUAGAUAUCGCAGAGCUCGCGGAUUGUCUAGACAGCUAUGGGGAUUUUUUUUUUUUUUUUGUUUUGUUACAUUGCCCAUUGCUCGAGGGACUUGUAAAUGUUACUCUAAUUUCAGAGGUUGCAUAAAGUGCUGGCUCAUUUUCUU